UCUGUCAAUUGAAGACAAAGCGAGAUUAUAUUUCCCCGAGAGACACUCCAUUAUCAUGAAACUGUUCGGUAAAAUAUUCAACCACCAAUUCUUGAAAGGAAAACUUUUAGAUCUAUGGAAGACAAAUUAAACUUUGACUCUAAUUGACCUGGGCAGUGACUACUAUAUCGUUAAAUUCGAACUAGAGGAAAGCCUAACAAAGGCCCUUCAUGAAGGUUCCUAGUUUGUAGCUGGGAACUUUCUCACGGUGAGAAGAUGGCAGCCAAACUUUGUUCUGGAUAACUCAAUAAUUUCCUCCACCGCCAUUUAGAUCAGGCUUCCCCAACUCCCAACCGAGUUCUACGAUAAGGGGAUCUUGGAAAGAGUAGGGUCAAGGAUUGGAAAACUCCUAAAAAUUGACACUUGCACAUCCUCUACCCUGAGACGGAGAUAUGCAAGGAUCUGUAUAGAAAUACCUCUGGACUUUCCAGUAAAAACAUCUGUUACCAUUGGCCAGCACCGGCAAAAAAUCAUUUACGAUGGUAAAGGUAUCCUAUGUACGGUUGUAGUAGAUUAGGCCAUACAGUGUUGGGGUGUAGUUUCUUGAUUCGUACCCCAAAUACAAAACCCUCUAAAGUUAGCUCCUCAUCAUUCCCCCCAAAGGAGAGCGAAUGGAAAACGGUGGAGUUUGCGAAGAAGAAGAAGAAGAAGAAGAAGAAGAAGAAGAAGAAGAAGAAGAAGAAGAAGAAGAAGAAGAAGAAGAAGAAGAAGAAGAAGACGAAGAAGAGCUCACGGAGGGUCUCCUCACAAAGCAGGCAAGUGGGUGAAGGAAAUCAAAAGGAGCACGUACAGGUCUUUCGACGGAACAACAGUCAUAUUGCAGGGUCUCAAACUAGCUUGGGAACACAAGCUGCUAUCUCUGAAAUAAAUUCUGAUUCACAAGAGAAUCUAUCCAUUACCAUCAAGCACGAUUCCACUACAAUUUAUUGUGCCGAGAUUUGUGGGUGGUGGUGUAUUUGUGGUUUCCCAAUUUGAGUAGUGCAAAACAUCAAUUAAUGGCGGAUGAAAGCAUAUCUAGUAGGGUUACGAGAGGUAUACCACAUACUCUUCAAAAUUUAGAUUCCCCUUCUUUUGAUUUGGGUAUUUCGCAGCAACAACAUGAUGUUGAUGCAGCUUCUGCUGAGAAAUUGGUUGCUGAAAUGAGAUCUAAGAAAAUCCAUGAUCCCGCCAUAAUCAGAAAUCCUUCAACUGUUAACUUGGAGAAAAACUGCCACAAAGAGGAAAAAAACAUACGAUGUUGCUUCUAGUAGCAAAGGGAAGAGCGUUGUAGAGCCAAAUAACGGAGAACAACAAUUAACUGUGAACAAGCAGGCCUCCAAAUUCCUGGUUAAACGUCCCCCCACUUAACCGAUACGUUAUGCUUCAUAUAUGAACCAUAAGAUUAAAGAUGAGUUGAAGGAGAAACUGACCGAUAGACAAUUCAAGCUAUUUUUCAAAAAUUAUUUUUGGAGAAUAUAUGCAGAUGCAAGUUGACACUGAGGUUCAGGGUCAGUUAUUUAGGUGUUUUAUGGUUAGGGAGUUGAAGCGUAGUAAUAGUGAUGCGUUUGUUAUCGAUAUUAAUGGGACGGAAUUGACAUUCAGUCUUUUUGAGUUUGCUUUAAUUAUUGGUUUGAAGUGUUACGGGGAUGAAGUUGUUUUUGACGAGGGUCCCAACAGAUUGUUGGAUGAAUAUUUCAGUGGUUCUGGUAAUAGUGUUUUAAAGAUGAUUUUAAAUAAGUUCUUUGAAGACAAGGAUUGGGGUGUUGACGAUAACGCAGAUGAAGAUACUGUAAAGAUUGCGAUCCUAUAUUUCAUUCAUAAUUACAUACUUUCAAGUGAAAAAAGGAACGUCACAGUCCCAAGACAUCAUUUUGACUUGGUGGAGAGUGAACAAUACAAUGAAUAUACAUGGGGUAAGGAAGCAUUUGAUGAUUUGAUUAAGAGUAUUCACCACAAGAUGGACAAGCUGAAGCAGUUUUAUUGUCUACGGGGUUUUCCUUUUGCUAUGCAAGUGUGGAUAUAUGAGUGUUGCUCUAAUGUUGACCCUAAUUUAAUGGUUUAAACCGGAAGCCGAAUCCCAAGAAUGUUCAACUGGAAAACAGUGAACCAAAAGUCAUCAGUUAACUACUUGAUGAUGGGCAUGUUUAAGGACGGUGAGGACAUUCUUAACUUCAACAACAUUGUUCCGACCAUGUUAGAGGUUGAGAAGCUUGGUUUGCGUCCAUACCUGGUUAACAGAUCUGCACCACCUCAAAUACACCAAGAGGAAGAUGAAUAAACAGAUUUUACCACAACACCACCCCAUGUUGCUGCUGCCAAGAAAACUCAAAAGAAGGAUGCUUCAAAAUCACCACCGCACAAGAAGCCUAGGAAGAUGUCAAUGGCAGCAUUGCUUGUUCAGAAAUCACCAACCACAAUCCCAAAAAAUACUACAGUUGGACAACCAUCUAAAAAGUCUACUUCGGUGGCAGAUAAGCCUGUUCAAUCAAAGGAAAAAGAAAAAGCUGCUCCAAGUGCCCAUCGUGUUCCUGUUGACGACGUAUCUACCAGCAAAUCAGUUAACUUCAAAAGUUUAAGGCAGGAACUUAAUCAAUUUAAGCAGGAAGUGCUUGCUAAAUUCAAGGAUGUUUUUACUGAGCUCAAGGAUCUUCUCAAAGUUAUUGAUGAAAACUUCGAAAAGGUUUUGGAACAUGUCAAAGGGAAACAAAAUUCAGAAAAGGGUGAUGACAGCGAAACUCAUGUUCCUUUACCUGAUGGCAACAUACAUCAAGGAGCUGAUGAUUACAUGGACCAUGGUGAUGGUAUUCACAUGGAGACUGAUACGGGUGAUGUUCAUUCAACAGAGGAAAAGGGUCUUGCACCGGAUAUUCAAGUUGGUAUUGGCAAUGAGAGCGGAGAUACGAUGAAAGCUUCAACCGAAGAGAUUGCGGAAGGAGGUGAUCUUUCAGGAGAACUGAAGACUUCGGUUGAACACCCGGCUAAUCAAACAUGGAAAGAUACUGUGGAAGAGAAAAAAUGUUCUGAUGAUUCAAAUAAUUUUGAGGUGAUCGCACGGGUGCUAGCAAAUAUAGCAGAAUCAGAAAUGGCUAAUGGACAAGUUCAAGAGGAAAAAACUGAGGAAAACACUAGCUCGACUGUCUUAGAGGAACCCCAGGCAGCAGUUUGCAACGCGCAGCCAUUGUCUCAGUGGUUGUUGCCUGAUGAGUAUUUACCGAGCCAAACCCCAGGGAAAGAAAUCAUGUUACAUCCAUUAGUCCCACGAGCUACACGCCCAGUAAAUAUAAGUUUUCACCGUUUGUGAUAGAUUUUGGUAUAUAUCAAAUUUUUAAUUUACAUGUUUGUUUUUUAAUACGCAACUGUUAAUGUUUAAAGACCAAAUACACAUGUAGUAGUUCGGGAAAGGAUCAUGUUCCUGUGUUUGAUAAAAAUAUCCAUUCCAGCAAGAUCCCAUUACCGGUCCACUUGAUGUACAGAUUGUAGAUGAAUACCGUAUUUGGCUUCGAAACGGUCUGCUUGUGAGGCACGAUAGCAAAAAGAAUUACGAAGACCAUUACAAAAAACAUGGCAGUUUUUUAUCAUGGAGUCAAAUUCAAUUUUUGCAUCACAACUGUCAGUUAUAAGAACUGGUUUUACUUGUUAUCGAUGGAUGGUCAGCUUUGGAAUGACGAGCACAUUGACGUCAUUUUCUAUUACUUUCGGAAGAAAGGAAAGUACAAAAGGAAAAAUUACAGCUUCGCCACUGUUGAUUACCUAUUCAAGCAGAGAAUUGAGGUGGUCCACCACGCAUAUCACAAUGUUGAAACCCAGACCAACGUGGCAAAUGAAGAGCAAGUAUUGUGUGAGUAUGUUAAGGGCCACAGGCUCAUUGCCAAUGUCCCGUGGCAUACGGUUGACAACGUGCUAAUACCACUGAAUAUAAAGAAGAAAAUCAUUGGUUAUUGGUAGUCCUUUCAUUCAAGGACAGGCGUCUGUAUGUUUACAACUCGUAUCAAGCAGCCGGCCACAACGCAGUUGUUAGGAAUGAAAUAAAAAAUCUUGCUACACUUCUACCACAUUUCCUACAUCUAGCUAGAUUCUAUGUAAAUAAAAAAAAGCAUAGAUUUGGUGAAAGACCCAGCAUAUGCAGAUAAGGGACAGAUCGAUAUCCUUGAAGUUGUCUAUGUUGAAAAUCUGUCGCAUCAAACUGCUGGUAGCACGGACGGUGGUGUCUUCACGGCAGCGUAUGCUGAGUAUUUGACAUCGGGUGAAAGGAUUCUGGAUGUAAUUGAUGCACACAUGCAGCGUAUGAGAUACGAUGCACUCUUAUGGGACUACGAUGAACGCAAGGUUGCUGACAAAGUCGAGAGUGAUAAUGAAGUUCCAUCAAGACCGAUUAGGCCAGCAAUCGAUUACGACACUGUUGAUGCAAUUGAUGUUUGAUAAAUACUAUUCGUACAUUUGAUGUUUUUUGUCCUUUUUUUUCAUUAGAGCAAACAAUCUAAUUCUUUUAGAUGUAUUUUGACUGAUGUUGGAUAAUUAUCAUUUUACCAGAAAAAUCUCUGGGGGUUU
This is a messenger RNA of Lycium barbarum (goji berry), 4566 nucleotides long. RefSeq lists its product as uncharacterized. Bases 2393 to 3319 code for a protein of 308 amino acids. The transcript is spliced from 14 exons. NCBI's taxonomy places the organism in Eukaryota, Viridiplantae, Streptophyta, Magnoliopsida, Solanales, Solanaceae. The record is from RefSeq and is a predicted model, not a curated record.